Molecule: messenger RNA, 258 nt
Organism: Rotaria sp. Silwood2
Lineage: Eukaryota; Metazoa; Rotifera; Eurotatoria; Philodinida; Philodinidae
Source: the annotation of a GenBank genome assembly
AUGUCGAUAACAAAUAUUGCUGAGCAGACUGCUGCGCCAGUUGUUAGUGAAGCACCAACAGUUAUAGAACGAUGGGAGCGAGAUUUUUCACAGACGAAAACUGAGGGUGUCACAUAUGAUUACAUUAUUGUUGGUUCUGGCUCAGCAGGUGCUGUCAUGGCUAAUCGUCUGUCGGAACAACGUGAUAAACGUGUUCUUCUAGUUGAAGCCGGAUUUGUCGAUACACACAGCAACAUAGAUAUACCAGCUGCUUGGUGA